AUGAUCUAUCUAUCUAUCCAUUUAUCUAACUCAUUUUCAUAUAUAGUUAUUCUUUUAUAUUAUCUAUCAGUUCACAUGUAUCUUUCAAACAGUCUAUAUCAUUCCCUUCAUAUCUCUGUUAAUUUAUAUUUAACUUUAUUCAUAUCUGCCUAUCGUUCCUCUCUCUUUAUUUCUAUUUAUUUAUUUAUCUAUCAACCUUUGUAUGCUGUCCUGAAUUUAUAUCUGGCCUACCUCUGUCUGUUAACUUCUUGCGAAAAGACCUAUCUCUCAAAUAAAUCAGAAUAUCUUCUCCCCCUUUCUCAGUCUUCUCCCCCUUUCUCAGUUUUUACCCUUUUCUCAGUCUUAUUCUUCUUUCUUAGUCUUCUCCCCAUUUUUCAGUCUUCUCCCCCUUUCUUAGUCUUCUCCCCAUUUUUCAGUCUUCUCCCCCUUUCUCAGUCUUCUCCCCCUUUCUCAGUUUUUACCCCUUUCUCAGUCUUAUUCUUCUUUCUUAGUCUUCUCCCCAUUUUUCAGUCUUCUCCUCCUUUCUUAGUCUUCUCCCCAUUUUUCAGUCUUCUUCUCCUUUCUCAGUCUUCUCCCCCUUUCUCAGUUUUCUCCCCCUUUCUCAGUCUUCUCCUCCUUUCUCAGUUUUCUCCCCCUUUCUCAGUCUUCUUCUCCUUUCUCAGUUUUCUCCCCCUUUCUCAGUCUUCUUCUCCUUUCUCACUUUCUCCCCCUUUCUCAGUCUUCUUCUUCUUUCUCAGUUUUCUCCCCCUUUCUCAGUCUUCUUCUCCUUUCUCAGUUUUCUCCCCCUUUCUCAGUCUUCUCCCCCUUUCUCUGUCUUCUCCUCCUUUCUCAGUUUUCUCCCCCUUUCUCAGUUUUCUCCUCCUUUCUCAGUUUUCCCCCCUUUUUCAGUCUUCUUCUCCUUUCUCAGUUUUCUCCCCCUUUCUCAGUGUUCUUCUCCUUUCUCAGUUUUCUCCCCCUUUCUCAUUUUCUUCUUCUUUCUCAGUUUUCUCCUCCUUUCUCAGUCUUCUCCCCCUUUCUCAGUCUUCUCCCCCUUUCUCUGUCUUCUCCUCCUUUCUCAGUUUUCUCCUCCUUUCUCAGUCUUCUCCUCCUUUCUCAGUUUUCUCCCCCUUUCUCAGUCUUUUUCUCCUUUCUCAGUUUUUCCCACUUUCUCAGUCUUCUUCUUUCUCAGUUUUCUCCCCCUUUCUCAUUCUCCUCCUUUCUCAGUCUUCUCCUCCUUUCUCAGUUUUUUUCCCCUUUCUCAAUUUUCUCCCCUUUUCUCAGUUUUCUCUCCCUUUCUCAGUUUUCAAACAGCACAAUGCAGCGAGACCAAUGCCAGACUAA
Acanthosepion pharaonis is the source of this 1320-nucleotide messenger RNA. The record is from the annotation of a GenBank genome assembly. NCBI's taxonomy places the organism in Eukaryota, Metazoa, Mollusca, Cephalopoda, Sepiida, Sepiidae.